This is a messenger RNA of Micropterus salmoides (largemouth bass), 3676 nucleotides long. It is a transcript of the gene sept3, whose product is annotated as septin 3. The coding region runs from base 99 to 1406 and encodes 435 amino acids. Lineage: Eukaryota; Metazoa; Chordata; Actinopteri; Centrarchiformes; Centrarchidae. Gene Ontology annotation, biological process: cytoskeleton-dependent cytokinesis. The transcript has 10 exons. Gene Ontology annotation, cellular component: neuron projection; presynaptic cytoskeleton; microtubule cytoskeleton. Gene Ontology annotation, molecular function: GTP binding; GTPase activity; molecular adaptor activity. The record is from RefSeq and is a predicted model, not a curated record.
CACAGCACAGAGUGUACCAGAGACCAGACGUGACAACAACAACAACAGCUUCCCUUCUACUACACCAACUGAAUUACUCUCCAGCAGACAGAGCAUUUAUGGAGGAACCAGAGGACCCUUAUUACGUCACCAUGUAUUACCCGGGUUCAGUGUACGUGGACAUGUCAGACGUCGUUCCUCCAGAAGUGAGACCCAAACCGGCCGUCCCUGCCAAGCCCCCAAAUGUGGGGGCUCCUUCCCCCUCCAGCCCCUUCCCGCCCCAGGGUCCGGGCAUCGGAGGAGGAGGCGGCGUUUCUGCUCUUCCUCCAAGUGCCAUACCAGUCCCCAUCGGUAAUCAUGGCCCGGGGUACAUUGGCAGUCAUAGUGUGGGUCAUGGUGUGGGCCACGUUGCAGGCCAUGGUGGGGGUCACACUGCAGCACACAAUGGAGGUCAUGGUCACGGCGGCUCCCUCAGCUCCAGCGGUGGAUCCACUUUGCUAGGAUACAUUGGUAUUGACACUAUCAUUGAGCAGAUGAGGAAGAAGACCAUGAAGACAGGCUUUGACUUUAAUAUCAUGGCUGUCGGUCACAGCGGUCUCGGAAAGUCCACUCUGGUGAACACUCUAUUCAAGUCCCAGGUGAGCAGGAAGAGCGCAGGGUGGGGCCGUGAUGAGAAGAUCCCUAAAACUGUAGAGAUCAAAGCAGUGUCUCAUGUCCUUGAGGAAGGUGGCGUGAAGAUGAAGUUGACAGUCGUUGACACCCCAGGCUUUGGAGACCAAAUCAAUAAUGACAACUGCUGGGAGCCCAUUUCCAAGUACAUCAAUGAGCAGUAUGAGAAGUUCCUAAAGGAGGAGGUCAACAUCACCAGAAAGAAGCGAAUCCCUGACACCAGGGUGCACUGUUGUCUCUAUUUCAUCACCCCGACUGGACACUCUCUCCGGCAGCUAGACCUCGAGUUCAUGAAGCACUUAAGUCACUCAGUCAACAUUAUUCCUGUCAUCGCGAAGGCAGACACGAUGACCAUUGAGGAGAGACAGGAGUUCAAACAGCGGGUAAGAAAGGAGCUGGAGAUGAGCGGGAUCGAGUUUUACCCACAGAAGGAGUUUGAUGAGGACAUGGAGGACAAGAGCGACAAUGACAAGAUCAGAGAGGCGAUGCCCUUUGCUGUGGUGGGCAGCGACAAAGAAUAUCAAGUGAAUGGCAAACGAGUUCUGGGUAGGAAGACAGCGUGGGGAAUUGUAGAAGUUGAAAAUCCCAACCAUUGUGAGUUUGCUCAGCUGAGAGAUUUCCUGAUCAGGUCUCACCUCCAGGAUUUGAAGGAGGUCACUCAUAACAUUCACUAUGAAACCUAUCGUGCCAAGAGACUGAACGAGAAUGGAGGUCUGCACCCCAUAUCAUCCAAUGACACCCAAGAAAGCAACCUGUAGUCAGUCAGUCAGUCAAUCGGGAAUUGUUCAGGCAGAGGGAGAAAAAAAACGUGCAAUGAAGCUGAUAGAUGAAGCUACUGAAUAUUAUAAUCCACCACAGCAUCGCUGCAUACUUGUAAACAUUUAAAUUGAUGUCAUUUAAUAAUUUUUUUUCUGAUUCCAAACUCCACCAUCGUCUUCUACACUUCCUUACCCCAUACACAUAUCAAACCCCUCUAGUCACAUUCAAGUCUUUCUUAUGAAUAUUUACAUGACAGGACACCCAGAGACUUAGUGCCAUCAUAAAACAUUUUAUCUACUGCCAAUGCCUUGUCACUUAUCAUUGUCCGGAUAGUUACUAUGUGUGAAAGAGGCUAAUUCUUAGGUUUUAGUGUUGUGUAGCAACUUGAUUCAGACAAAUGAAAUUAUUUGCUCUAGAUAUUAAAAUCAUAAUUCCUGUGUAGUAGCGAUGCAUGAGGCAACUCUGCAGAUGACUCUGUACAAAUUGCUUUUUUUAAAUUCACAGCAGCAAUGGUUCAUUUGGAGAAAGAAUCCCUGUGGCUUUACUGCCAGGAGGGCUUAACAAACAUUACAAGCUGCGCUGUCUUCUUUCAUACCCACCAUCACGGAGAAAACAAAUUGGAAUGAAAUGUCUCCAAUAUUCCCUCGCCCUGUUUAUGUUUGAUUUUCCAUUUCAAAAUAGUCUGUGCACACAGACCUGCAUACUAAGAUGGGAGACAGCUGCAACAUCAGUCACAUAUGAAAUGCAGCUGUGUGUGUGUGUGCGUGCGUGCGUGCGUGUGUGCAUGUGUGUGUAAUUAAUGAGUCCACGAGGUGCAUGACUGCAUACUGCAGAUUCUGUGAUUCCAUGAUUCACCGUAAUAAACACUUUGAGAUGAUACAGCUCAGCAUGCUGAGUUAAAUCACAGUGGGUACAGAGGACAGUAGUUUUAUAAAAAAAAAAGUUUUUAUUCGGGAUUCAGAUUGACUUUGUGAACUAUUUUGACAGCUAAAUGGUCAACACGCGCCCAAUUAGAAUGUCAAUCUAAACACCUGCAGCAUGUAAUUUAAUCCGUAUUACUUUAUAGAAAUGAAGUGGCAUUGCCAAUAAUGACAUAAAACAAUCACAUUUCUUUACAAGUUUACUCAACUGGAGUAAUCCAUAUAUAGUGUAAAUCAGCUGUUGGGAAACCACUAGCACUUUGCUUAAGUUUUUUUUAUUUGUUAGGCCUUUUUGUCCUCACCGGACCCACUGAUCAAAAAGAAAUCCGACCACAUCAGUGUACCUGGUGAUAGGUGAACAGAAAACUGAAAAUUAUUUAUUUUUCUGUUUAAUGUCUUGUGCCAUGCAAAGUAUUUGUUAUCUCUGGUGGUGACCAAGUGUUUGUGUUAAUUCCAUUUUGAAAUUAAAUUUGUCAUGCUCACCACUUGGGGGCAGCACUCUGCCAUGAAUAAGGAGUGACUCAACAGAACAAGAAACAGACACUCUGACGACCUUUGUGUCCUCAUAUCGACUGCUGAGAUUUUUACACAGUCCAGGCUUAUUUCCUGAGAGUUUACAGAUUUUUGGGUCCACCACUGCCGUCAGUGAAAACUAACACAUCUCUCCAGAUCAGGUUUACAAGAAAAUACCCAAUGGUAUGCACUCAAAGUGUUGGUGUAAUUAUUCCAAAUCAAUUAAUUUAUUAGGUUGUAAACAUGUUUACCAAGUUUUCUUUAGGAACUCAACAUUUAUACUGUCUGCAGGACAGCAUGAAUAUGUACAAGUACAAGUAAUUAAAUCUUUCAAUAUCUAUCAAUCAAAGUUGAAUCAUCAUUUUAUACAAUCAUACCUGUUUGUGUGAUUUUUAUAUGAAAUGUGAUGUCUGCAACAAACUGAUAAUAGUUGUCUGUGAUUUUAGUGCAGUCAAAGGUUUCAAGCAGAAAUUUGAAAGUGUUAAUCUGCAUGCUUGUGUCCAUAUUGCCUGUUUGCUUACAGUUGAUUAGUUCACGCAUCAUUGCAACUUAACAUCAACUCAUCAACUAUUUCUGAAUGUGUGACGUGUACAUUAAAUCUAAAUCAUGAGGUACAGCGCUGCUGUCUUAACUCCUAUACCCAAACUGACAGCCUACCAUCUACAUAUCACUCAUCCUGUUGAAUCAGUAGAACUUCACAAUGUACAUUUAUUUAAUAACCACUUUUUUCAAAGUUGAGAUAUAAUUUUCAGUGUUAUAUUGAGUUAUUUAUACAUUAAUGUCUUAUUAUAAUGUAUUCUUUAUUUAAUAAAAGCACAUUCCCAUGUUUUUUGAAA